CAAGAGGGUGAAGUCAACAAACCAAACUGUCCUGUCAUUUGGGAGCUUGAGCUUUUGCGAUUGUGGAUCUGUUAUAAUAAAUUGUUUAAGAAUAUAGCUGUGGGUUUCAUGGUUUGUGAAAAUAACUUCUAUCCCUAUUUUACACUGUUUUAAUGUGGAUUUCCAUCCGUUUUACGGUCCUGAUUGAUAAAAUGAAGCUGAUUUCAUGUGUCAGCCAAUCACGUGCUCAUACAGGCGGAUGUGGCUUCCAGGAAAAUCGCACCAAUCACGACGCGGCAUUUACUUCACAGAGGCGGGACUUAGCCGAGAAAAGAAAGUUGUCAAACGUCAAUCAUACGUAUUACUCGCUUCUGAUUGGUCCACCGGUUUGAAUGAGGUGGGUCUUGAACUACAGUCACCGUGUAAAUUCCAUUGCUAACCAACUUUAGCCAGCCUGCUAACAUGUAAUUCAGCGACCACAUUGGUGGAUUUAAAGAACAUAAAUAAUGUUUUAUUUAACAUAGAGUAUUAUUAGAUAACAAUGUCAUCUCCUGCAUGUGUCUCUGUUAUUGCAAACAUGUGCAGUUAGGCAAAACUGCAGCAAUCUGGAACCUGCAGAGCUAAAAAAACAAAACACAAAACGUUUCUCCUGGGUCUGCGUUGCGGGGAUUUGAGGUUUCAUCGCCCGGAGAGAGGACACUAUUCCCGGGUGUUGGGAUUACCAUGAGUCCUGGAGGAUGUCCGCAUGUCAGUAGCUUCAAAGUGGACAACUGGAAGCAGAAUCUGAGGGUGAUCUAUCGGUGCUUCGUGUGGAGCGGGUCAGCUGAGACCAGAAAACGCAAGGCCAAGUCCUGUGUCUGCCACAUGUGCGGCGCCCACCUCAACCGACUGCACUCCUGCCUCUACUGCGUGUUCUUCGCCUGCUUCGCCAAAAAACACAUCCACGAACAUGCCAAGAGCAAAAGGCACAACCUAGCCAUUGACCUGCUGUACGGAGGGAUUUACUGCUUUAUGUGCCAAGACUACAUCUAUGACAAAGACAUGGAACAGAUUGCCAAAGAGGAGCAGAGGAAAGCCUGGAAGAUGCAAGGGAUCGGGGAGAAGUACUCGACGUGGGAGCCCACCAAGAGGGAGCUGGAGCUGCUCCGCCACAACCCCAAGAGGAGGAGAAUCACCUCCAACUGCACUAUUGGCCUGAGAGGGCUGAUCAACCUGGGCAACACGUGCUUCAUGAACUGCAUCGUGCAGGCGCUGACUCACACUCCUCUGCUCAGAGACUUCUUCCUGUCCGACAGACACAAAUGUGAAAUGCAGAGCAACUCCUGCUUGGUGUGUGAGAUGUCGCAGCUCUUCCAGGAGUUCUACUCAGGCCACCGGUCUCCUCACAUCCCGUUCCGCCUCCUCCACCUGGUCUGGACUCACGCUCGUCACCUGGCAGGAUACGAGCAGCAGGACGCCCACGAGUUCCUCAUCGCCGCGCUGGACGUCCUGCACAGACACUGCAAAGACGACAACGGGAAGAAAGCCAACAACCCGAACCACUGUAACUGCAUCAUCGAUCAGAUCUUCACGGGGGGGCUGCAGUCUGACGUCACCUGCCAAGUGUGCCACGGCGUCUCCACCACCAUCGACCCGUUCUGGGACAUCAGUCUGGAUCUGCCCGGCUCCUCCUCCCCCUUCUGGCCUCUCAGCCCCGGGGGGGACGGGGCGGCGCUGAACGGAGAGAAGAACCACGCCUCGGGGGCCACGACGCUCACAGACUGUCUGCGCAGGUUCACUCGGCCGGAGCACCUCGGCAGCGGCGCCAAAAUCAAGUGCAGCGGUUGCCAUAGUUACCAGGAGUCGACCAAACAGCUGACCAUGAAGAAACUUCCCAUCGUCGCCUGCUUCCACCUCAAAAGGUUUGAGCACUCGGCCAAACUGCGGAGGAAGAUCACCACGUACGUCUCCUUCCCUCUGGAGCUGGACAUGACGCCCUUCAUGGCCUCCAGUAAAGAGAGCCGGAUGAACGGGCAGUACCAGCAGACAGUGGACCCCUUCAACAACGACAACAAGUACAGUCUGUUUGCAGUGGUGAACCACCAGGGGACGCUAGAGAGCGGCCAUUACACCACCUUCAUCCGGCAGCACAAGGACCAGUGGUUCAAAUGUGACGACGCCAUCAUCACCAAGGCCAGCAUCAGGGACGUGCUGGACAGCGAGGGGUACCUCUUGUUUUAUCACAAACAGUUCCUGGAGUACGAGUAG
This is a messenger RNA of Gymnodraco acuticeps, 2226 nucleotides long. Its product is annotated as ubiquitin carboxyl-terminal hydrolase 22-like. Gene Ontology annotation, biological process: protein deubiquitination. NCBI's taxonomy places the organism in Eukaryota, Metazoa, Chordata, Actinopteri, Perciformes, Bathydraconidae. Gene Ontology annotation, molecular function: zinc ion binding; cysteine-type deubiquitinase activity. The transcript has 13 exons. Bases 703 to 2226 code for a protein of 507 amino acids. The record is from RefSeq and is a predicted model, not a curated record.